This is a messenger RNA of Fusarium pseudograminearum CS3096, 1791 nucleotides long. RefSeq lists its product as uncharacterized. The coding region runs from base 1 to 1791 and encodes 596 amino acids. The transcript has a single exon. NCBI's taxonomy places the organism in Eukaryota, Fungi, Ascomycota, Sordariomycetes, Hypocreales, Nectriaceae. The record is from RefSeq and is a predicted model, not a curated record.
AUGGUCGUCACAUUCAACUUCCUCGAUCUCCCUGCUGAGGUUCGAGAACAGAUUUACCGUCACUACUUCCAAGUUGAUGGCGGAUACGUUCACCAUGUCGAAUCAGACAAACUCAUGACGGCCGACAACCACCCGAUCGAGCUCUCCCUUCUCUAUACAUGUCGCACCAUCGCCCACGAAGCCAGACAUGUCCCCUUGUCCCUCAACGCCAUCGAAUUCAAGACUCGAUACCGACCAGAAUCCAACAACCUAGCCGGGUGUUUCAAUCUUGUCGCUUUCACCUACCAGCUUCUACAAUCAGAAUUGACAACGCUUCUGGCCAUUGCUGGUGCCAUGACCCCAGAAAUACGCGAUCGCCUCGCCCUGGAAUUCCCCGACUUCAGCCAACGACUUGCUACUGCCCUUCCAUCUUACGAGGAUGAACAUGAGUACUACUCGGAGAAUCCUGUCGGGGACAGGAGGAUUAGUCGAUCCCGAUCGCCCUUGGCAGACGACCCUGACCCAAGCGUCAAUCAUAUCCGGCAACUGAGGUCUACGCUAUGCUACAGCACGCAGGAUGCCUUGGCCGAGAAAGCCAGCAUUCUGUAUCUGUCAUCCGGCUACUACCGCGGCUUCUCCAGAUUGUCUCGCCCUUAUUAUCAUAAUUGGUACUGGUAUUGGUCCAACAGCUUCUGGGAGGCUGAAGGGGCCUUUUCGUCCGCUUUGAAGCUUUUGGCCGAACACAACCCAGCCGAAUUCAGCCGCCAAAUCAACACCAACUUCCCGCAAUGGGCCGGCACCUAUCCUCCAGAUGAAUUUCUGAACUUGCGGUUUGAACACUGGGAAAUUCCCACGCCAGAAAAAGUCAAACACGCCAUGGAUCUGUUGGCAAUCGGUGAUCUCUGGCACCUGCCUGGUAUAUGGUGUGACGCAAGGAGCUGCUGCAAGAACGAUGAUGAUGAUGACAUGACAUCCAUUAAUCAACCUCAUCGCCAUCACCCAGUAGCCGGUGGCAUCCGAUGUCGAGAAAAAAUCCGCUUCUCCGCCGUCGCUAACGCAAUUCAAUUUCUUAACACGCGUUUCUCAGUCGAGCAACGUCUUGAUAUCAGAAGCCUCAUUCUUAACGAGGAUUUGCCGUCGGUCAAUUCACCUUCCGCCCAUGCUCAGGGCCUGGCACCAUUUUACCGAGAGAAUCCUCAAUUACGAGUCGAGCGCCGCGUCGACCUCAUGGGCUGCGUAUUCCCCGCCCUUGCAUCUCCUACCCAUGUAGCAGACCGCAUUCGAGAUCCAGGUGCCUCUCCCGAUGAGCCUGAGAUCACUGGUGGUAUGCUACGGUCCAGAAUUACCCAAUGGCUACUCGACGCACUUGCUGUGACAGACGUUGGCAUUCCAGCUGAGGCUUUCACACUUGUCUUACAGGCAGGCUCCUACAAGGACUAUUUCGCUGAUCGAUUCCAACGACAAAUCCAAGAGGAGAUUGCUUUGUGUCGAGCUUUCAAGACCAUUAACCCGGAAUAUCCAUAUGCUAGGUUGACAGAGCCUCUCUAUGGCUCAAUUCAAAGCACGAUGAUACAGGAGCAGGAAGUUGACGCCCUCGGAAUUUUGGGAAAUGACAAUUUGUCCAUUUUGCGCAGCGACUUCAACCCCGGCGUCGAGCGGGAAUUUGAUACUUUAAUUAAUGAGACAAGUAACCAUGAUGCGUCUGAAUGGUUCCACGCGUGGUCGGUCCUGCUUGGAAACAUCGAUCAGCCGCCACACCAAGUGGACUACAACACCAGGCUAUUGGAGAACUUUGAGGUCCGGACUGAUUAG